GGGUCAGUUCCCAAAUCUCAAAUUCUACUCCUCCCUUCUUCUUUUUCUUCUUUUCGUGUUUAUUUUUCCGUUUGAUUUUAAUCAUUUUUCUUGCUUUGUUGUUUUGAUUUUUUUAAUUUUGGUUUUGAUGUCUUUCUGCAACUGGGUUUUGAUUCUUUCGAAUAAUUUGCAUUUUCUUUUUAUGUUUUGUUUGUUGUAGAGGUUUUCCUUUGUUUGUUUGGCUUGGUCUUCCACUGCAACCUUGUCUGCUUCAAAGGCUAGAUUUUGGAUAAUCAUUUCUUUGGUCAAAAUUCACAGCUUCUAAUUCCCCUGCCAUUGUUCGAAGCUCUGAAUUUCUCUGCUUUUCUGCUGAGCUCUGUUUUUCGUUGAACUUUGAUCAAGGAUGGCCAUAAAGGCAAUUGAGUUGUUGAAAGGAAGUGCAUCCCAUGAAGAGAUAGUUGAAGUUCUUGAAGCUGUGGCUGCAGAUUUGGGAGAUGUGAUCGAUGAUGUGAACUCUUUGCAGGCGAAGCCUCUGAAGGGGGCAAUGACCAAUGAGGUUUAUGAGGUAAAUUGGCCAACCAAAAAUGAUGGUCAUCAGAGAAGAGUUCUGGUUCGAUUAUAUGGUGAAGGUGUUGAGGUUUUCUUCAACAGGUUGGAUGAAAUCCAAACCUUUGAGUGCAUGUCAAAGCAUGGACAGGGUCCUCGCCUUCUUGGGAGGUUCACCACUGGCCGAGUUGAAGAGUUCAUUCAUGCAAGAACACUCUCUGCUGCUGAUCUCCGUGACCCUGAAAUAUCUGCUUUGAUAGCAUCUAAGAUGAGGGAGUUUCACAAUCUUGAUAUGCCUGGUGCAAGGAAGGCUCAGCUGUGGCAGAGAAUGAGGAAGUGGCUUAGUGAUGCCAAAAGUUUGUGCUCCCGAAGGGAUACCAACAAUUUUCGCCUGGACAAUCUAGAUGCUGAAAUAAACAUGCUUGAAGAGUUGUUAUCUGAAGGAAAUCAAGAUAUUGCUUUUUGUCACAAUGACCUACAAUACGGUAACAUAAUGAUAGAUGAAGAGACAAGAGCAAUCACUUUAAUUGACUACGAAUAUGCGAGUUACAAUUCUUUUGCAUAUGAUCUGGCAAAUCAUUUCUGUGAAAUGGUGGCCAAUUACCAUAGUGACGAACCUCAUGUUCUUGACUACAGUAAAUAUCCUGGUCUGGAGGAGCGUCAAAGGUUUAUUAAUAACUACUUGAGUUCUGAAGAUAAGAAACCAAGCAACACUGAAGUGGAGCAGUUAGUGAAUCUCGUAGAAAAGUACACUCUUGCAAACCAUCUAUUUUGGGGCUUGUGGGGACUUAUAUCGAGUUAUGUCAACAAAAUUGACUUUAACUACAAGGAGUAUGCAAGGCAGAGGUUUCAGCAAUACUGGUUAAAGAAGCCUACUUUAUUGGACUCGCCAAGUAUCAUUUAUCAAGAUGGAAUUGCCAAUAGUUCACUAGCACCCUUGACAUGAUUGCUUCUUAUGACUAGUAUAUAGAUUUUGGUUUGUAUUCAUAUAUGAUAUAGAAAGGCAUGAUAUGCUGCAUAAAAUCUGUAAAUAAUAUCAAAAACUGUGUGGAGUUUUGACUAUUUUUACCACAAUUGUUAGCAAUUUGCUCUUAUAUGGAAUUGAGUUCAGC
Abrus precatorius (Indian licorice) is the source of this 1637-nucleotide messenger RNA. RefSeq names its product probable choline kinase 2. Gene Ontology annotation, molecular function: ethanolamine kinase activity; choline kinase activity. Lineage: Eukaryota; Viridiplantae; Streptophyta; Magnoliopsida; Fabales; Fabaceae. Gene Ontology annotation, biological process: phosphatidylethanolamine biosynthetic process; phosphatidylcholine biosynthetic process. Gene Ontology annotation, cellular component: cytoplasm. Bases 383 to 1471 code for a protein of 362 amino acids. The record is from RefSeq and is a predicted model, not a curated record. The transcript is spliced from 9 exons.